CCACUCGAGUAUUUCACUGCAGCGCGCAUCCUGGGUGGCUGCAACUCUUCAAUUACCGUGCCCAGGAGACGUGCAGAUUGGACGUGCAAAGGGCAUUGAACAGAGAGAGAGAGAGGCAUUGGCAUGGCUAUGCUGUCCUGUCCUGUUCUCUCCUCUUGCACGGCAUGCUGCGGCCCAGUCGUCAUAAUUUUGCUUGGUGAAUUGUCCGGCGUGCCUGCAGAGCAGGUGAUGCCCUCUUCACGCCUGAUCCCUGCCCCCCUCCUGCGACCUCACCACCACCACCACCACCCCCUUCGCCAACACGUCCCAGACGCAUGGCCCUGAGCCUGCAUGUCCUGUGCAGAACACUGCCUAUCGCUCUCAUCGUGCCUCGCGAUGGGGCC
This is a messenger RNA of Cucurbitaria berberidis CBS 394.84, 383 nucleotides long. RefSeq lists its product as uncharacterized. NCBI's taxonomy places the organism in Eukaryota, Fungi, Ascomycota, Dothideomycetes, Pleosporales, Cucurbitariaceae. The record is from RefSeq and is a predicted model, not a curated record. The transcript has a single exon. The coding region runs from base 124 to 324 and encodes 66 amino acids.